This is a messenger RNA of Dioscorea cayenensis subsp. rotundata (Guinea yam), 1704 nucleotides long. RefSeq lists its product as uncharacterized. Lineage: Eukaryota; Viridiplantae; Streptophyta; Magnoliopsida; Dioscoreales; Dioscoreaceae. The record is from RefSeq and is a predicted model, not a curated record. Bases 230 to 1414 code for a protein of 394 amino acids. Gene Ontology annotation, molecular function: lipid binding. The transcript has 5 exons.
GCUUAGUAUCCAUUCUCUCUUUCUCUCUCUCUCUUGGGCAAUAGAGCGAACACAAGGUGUGCAUUUUGGUAGUAAGGCUUUUACCGUCACUAGAACUCCCUUGGGGAAUCCAAAGCCGAGGCUGCUGCUGUUUCUCAAUCUCCAAAUCCUGAUUCAAAGCCCUUGAAUUGUAGUGAAGUGUUCGAGGAUUUGAGGUUUUUCUUUGAUUUUUUUUGAGGUGAUUUAUGGUAUGGCGUUGAUUCUGGAUGCUUUGGUGGGGAUUUUGAAUGAGCCGACGAUUGGGGGCAUGGUGGCGGAGCUCGCCGUACUUGCGGCGUUGCUCUGGGUCGCCGUGUUAGUGGGAAUGUUCGUUGGAUGGGUUUGGAGACCGAGGUGGGCGGUUGAUCUGGCUGGAGGGAUGGGGACUCCGGUUUUAUCGAAUUCGGAUUCGUUGAAUGAUUCGGCGGCGGAUGAGAGCUGUGAGAGCUGUGAGAAGGAGGAGAAAAGUGAGACCUUGGCGGUGACUAUUGAGGAUUUGGAUCACCUGUGUAAGCUCGUGGAGGUUAGAGAUGGUGGCCCGGAGUGGCGUCAGAUGAUGGACAAGUCCCUGCCUAACAUGAGCUACCAGGCAUGUCGGAGAGAUGCCGAGAGUGGUCCUCCGCAAUAUCGGAGUAGGACUGUGCUCGAGGAUGCGACGCCGGAGAUGGUGAGGGAUUUUUUUUGGGAUGAUGAGUGGCGCAUGAAAAGCAAAUGGGAUGAUAUGCUUCUCUACCACACGACAUUGGAGGAGUGCCCCACAACUGGAACCAUGGUGGUUCAUUGGAUUCGAAAGUUUCCCUUCUUCUGUAGUGAUAGAGAGUACAUUAUUGGUCGACGAAUAUGGGAAUCAGGAAGAACAUACUACUGUGUGACCAAGGGAGUACCAUACACUUCUUUACCUAAACAGGACAAACCUAGGCGUGUCGAUUUGUAUUAUUCAAGCUGGUGCAUUCGUGCAGUUGAAUCAAAGAGGGGUGAUGGCCAGCUGACUGCCUGUGAAGUAUUACUGUUCCAUCAUGAAGACAUGGGUAUUCCUUGGGAGAUAGCAAAACUGGGAGUCAAGCAAGGCAUGUGGGGCAUGGUUAAAAAGAUUGAACCUGGUUUUCGGGCAUACCAGAUCGCAAGGAGGUCCGGUGAUCACAUAUCACGGUGCGCCUUCAUGGCACAGAUCAACACUAAGAUCAAUCCUGACUACCUUAGAUCUUUGGAAGACAACAGCACUUCAUCAGAAAUAGUAGAACCAGAAAAGGUGAAGCACUGGGGUAAUAAUGUACCACGGUUCCUUAUAAUUGGUGGAGCCGUUGCGCUUGCAUGUACUCUUGAUCGGGGUUUGUUAACGAAGACAAUCAUAUUCGGAGCAGCUCGGAGAUUUGGAAUGCUGGGAAGAAGAUUAUGAGCUGAUGGCUGAACUUGUUUAAAGAAAUCAACCAACCGUCGACCGAAUUAUAUAGCUCGGUUUAGUGUACUCUCUGCCGAGCUAUCUCUCGAUGAUAAACAGAUGAUGUCAAAUGGAUCAGAUGUCAUAUACAUGUAGAGAGAGUCAGCUACCAAAUUCUCCCUCAUAUAAGGUUUUUUUAAUUCAUAUUAUACUCUUUUAUAUACAUAUUUUUAGCCAUUGGUUGAAGCUUUUGUAGUUCUUUUUACCUCUUCUAGGCUGGCUGAGUACUAAUGGCAUUAUUUUCCUAA